AUGGCGGAGCGCAGCACCAGCAGCAGCGCGGGGCUGCUGGCCAAGCAGGUGCAGAAGAAGUUAAGCCGGGCCCAGGAGAAGGUGAUGCAGAAACUGGGGAAAAAAGCAGAAACCAAAGAUGAACGCUUUGAACAGGCUGCCCAAAACUUCUACCAACAGCAGGCUGAAGGCCAAAAACUGUGCAAGGACUUGAAACAUUUCCUUAGUUCUGUCAAAGUGAUGCACGAAAGCUCGAUGAAACUGUCCCAAACACUGCAGGAGAUCUACAGCUCUGAGUGGGAGGGCUACAGGGACCUGAAAGUCAUUGCAGCGGAGAGAAUUUCCAAGCGAAGUCGGAAACUAGUAGAUUAUGACAGUGCCCGGCACCACCUUGAAGCACUACAGAACUCCAAAAAGAAGGAUGAGGCUAAAACCAUCAAGGCAGAGGAGGAGUUUUUCAAAGCACAGACAGUGUUCGAGGACCUGAACCGAGACCUACAGGAAGAACUGCCUCUCCUCUACAGCAGCCGCAUUGGCUGCUAUGUGACCAUCUUCCAGAACAUUUCCAACCUCCGCGACAUUUUCUAUAAGGAGAUGAGUAAGCUGAACCAGGACCUGUAUGAAGUGAUGAGCAAACUGGAGAAGCAGUAUUCCAGCAAAGUCUUUGUGGUCAAGGGCAUAUCCAAGCACCGAAGCUCCUUUGUCAUCUCAUCCCCAGUCCCUAAAUUGAGUGGUUCCGUACUCGCUGGAGAAGGCAGCCCUCUGAUGUCCUCUAGAAGUCUUUCUCCCGAACAAUCCUCUUCUGACAGUCCGUCUCCUGACAGCCACUCUCCCAGAAGUUCCUCUCCUACUGUUAACUCUCCCAGAGUCCCUAGUCCCACUGUGACCUCUUAUUUUUCCUUUAAGCAGGAAAGAGAAUCAUUCUCUGGAGAGGGAGAAACUCUAGCUAUGGAACUAGCCCAGAGAGGAGACUCCCCUGAAUUCCAAGAUAACCCCUUUGAAGAAGAGAGGAGUGGGUACCUAGAAAGCCCCGGGAUUGAAGAGCGGGCCCUACUGCCCUGCAAUGGCCCAGCUCAGGCUGAGCUCCCAAACGAAGGCUCCUCUGGGACCUCGCCUUCUCUGGAGGAGGCUCCCUUCCCAACCCCAGGAGAGUCCCAGCCCCUGCCCCAGGCCCCUGGUGAAGGCCAGCUAAAGGAGAGGAUGCCCAGUCCAAGAGUCUCAGCUCCCCCCAGUAGGCCACCUCCUCCUAAAGCCCUUUCCAGCCCAGGGCCCUUACCCGAUCUCAUGCCAGCUGAGAAGCCAAGACCGUGUGCGCCCGAAGCCAGCCAAGAGGGCUCCGGUGCCAGAAGCUCGGAGGAGCACAAGGGCCCUCCGGCAGCAGUCCUCAAGAUUUUUUCUGAACUUGACAUAAAGGGGGAUAGGAAGAAGGAAGAGAGCAAAGAAUUGGACCAGAGCAAGAAGCAAGAUUCAGAUGGCACAAAAAGGGAGAUGAAGAAAGGGAGCAAAGAAUUGGACCAGAUCAAGAAGCAAGAUUUAGAUGGCACAAAAGUGGAAAGGAAGGAAGAAAGCAAGGAAUUGGAGCAGAACAAGAAACGGUAUUCAGAUGGUGCAAAAGGGGAGAUGAAGAAGGAAGAGAGCAAGGAAUCAGACCAGAGCAAGAAACAGGAUUCAGAUGGCAUAAAAGCAGAGAUGAGGGAAAAGAGGAUGGACUUAGACCAGAGCAGGAAGCAGGAUUCAGACACUCCCCUUCAGGUGAAGGAACGUCAGAAGGAGGAAGAACAUUUAGCAAGAACUUCCCAACUGUGAUCCCCAGCCUGGGGAAGGAGCCCUCCUGGAAGCAAGAUGUUCCAUGGCCAGCCCAGCAGGACCUCCCUCUGGGGGCCCCCCAAAACCUGGGGGGAUGAGAGGCCCCCCAGCCUUGACUGCAAACACGCUGGAAGCCGGCGCUGGGUGUUGUUAGUACAAUAAAGGCCAGUUUUCUUGUUCUUUUGAGUAAGGUGGUGCUUUAGGGUUUGGAUCAGAAAGCACCCCCUCCUGCACACACACACUGUGCUGCCCUAACAGGCCCCAAGGGGCAAUGUUCAGUGUUAAAGGCAAAUAAACUAAACGGUUCUAAAUUUA
Molecule: messenger RNA, 2100 nt
Organism: Gracilinanus agilis (Agile Gracile Mouse Opossum)
Lineage: Eukaryota; Metazoa; Chordata; Mammalia; Didelphimorphia; Didelphidae
Gene: BIN2
Product: bridging integrator 2
Exons: 11
Coding region: 1-1785 (594 amino acids)
Biological process (GO): plasma membrane tubulation; podosome assembly; phagocytosis, engulfment
Cellular component (GO): cytoplasm; phagocytic cup; podosome
Molecular function (GO): phospholipid binding; protein binding
Source: RefSeq, a predicted model, not a curated record